AUGGCGCCACCGUAUGUAUCGCAGGUACGUGGCACGUGUGUCGUCCGCAAUGAGCUGCCGCCAGUCACUCCCUUCGCCCCGUCAACCAGCCCAAUGCCGUCGCCGGGUGUGCUCACUCGACUGCUCGCGCGCUCCUCCAUUGCAUCUCUCUUGCUGCCCGCCAAACUCAAUGGCGCCUCGCGGGUGCUGCUUUCCACCAAUCCCUUGGCUCAAGUUCCUCGCGGCCGUGCGCGCGGAAGCGGCGUGGUGCGCGCAUCCGUGAGUGUGCUGGACGAGGCGGAGCGCGAGCUGCAGCGCAAGUCGAUGGCGGAGCUGCGCGCCCUGGCCAAGGCGCGGGGGCUGCGCGGAGAUACCAAGGCGGAGCUCGUGGAGCAGCUACUGCUAUCAGGCGCGGCCUCACUCGCGUACUCCGCUCCUGCGCAACCACCCGCCCCCCCGGCCGUGGUGCCGGGCGGCGCGGACGCAAUGACGCAGCUGCUGGAGAAGAUGCCGCUUCCGCAGCUGCGCGAGCUGGCGCGCGAGCGGGGCUCGCGGUCGUCCACGCGCGCCGACAUCCUGAGAGACCUGCGCCUCAUAAUGGCCGGACAGCCCCUGCCCAAGCCUCCCCCGCGACCCGCGCCUGUCAUCCCCCCGCCCUCCCCCUCGCCCGCGCCCCCAGCCUCCCCGCCCGCUGCCGCAAAAGGCGUGUCUGCACCUGCGCGCCCCCCCCCAGCAGCCUCGGCGGGCGCAGGCGGAGGGGCAGGAGCGCGGGAGAAGGAGCUGUUGGGGUUGGGGCUGGCGGAGCUGCGGCAGAUGGCGCGCGCGCAGGGCGUGCGCGGGGACACCAAGGCGCAGAUCGUCGCCGCGCUGCUGUCAGUGCCGGGGGCUCACAUGCGCGCCCCUCGUCCCCCACACGCCCCGCCUGCCCUCCGCAGAGCCCAGCAGGCCGCCACGCCAGUCAAGGCCAAACCGCCCUCCCCACAACCCGCUGCUCCUGCUGUUGCCGCCUCUCCUGCUCCCGCGGCCGCCAAACCUGCUCCCAAACCAGCUGCUCCCAAGCCUGCGGCUGCCAAGCCUGCAGCAGGUGGGGGGGCGGCGAAAGGGGCGGCGGAGAAGGCGGCGGGGGAGAAGGGGGAGGUGGAGCUGGCGUUGGAGGCGAUGGAUAUGGGCGAGCUGCGGUACCUGGCGCGGGAGAGAGGACUCAAGGGCGACACCAAGGACGAACUCGUCAAGGCCCUCGCCGAAGGACCGCCCCCCACGUUGGGGUUCAUCGGGCUGCCUCCGCCCUCCGCCCCCCGCCGCCGCCGCAUGCCCAAGUUCCGCGCGCCCCCUAAAGACGUCCCCGCGUCCGCCGCCGCUGCUGCAGCUGGCGCUGAGCAGGCGGAAGGGGAGCAGGAGAAGGCGCAGGCGGAGGAGGUGGCGGCAGCAGGGGAGGAGGCGGCGAGGGAGGCGGAGGUGGCAGGUGCGGAGGCGUUGCUGCCGCCCUUCCAGUCCACCGCUGCACCCGACUCCCCUUCGCCCGCCCCUCUGCUGCCCGUGACUCCGGGGGAGAUGGCAGGGGAGGUGGCGCGGCUGAGGGAGGCAGUGGCGGGGAUGAGGGGGGAGGUGGAGGAGGAGGCGAGGCGGGUGAAGGGGGAGAAUGAGGAGGAGCGCAGCAGCAAGUACGUGCGCACUGCUGUCAUCGGGGGCGUGGGGCUCGCGCUGCUGCCGCUGCUGCUGCCCGCCCUCAUCUCUGCCGUCCGCCAACCAGCCCCUCCCCCUCAGGUACGCCUUCCCCUCAGGUAUGCCCCCCCCUCAGCACACGGCAUGGGGAACAUGGGGGAGGACCCAGGGGCCGAUGGCAGUGCAGCACGGGUGGAGCUGGCGUCAGAGACAGCGGUGCUGCUGCAGUCGCUGCUGGCAGCGGAGUCGUCCUCGCUGGCGGAGCUCAAGGCCCUCGUGCCCCUCAUCGCCCCCGACCUUGACGAUGCCACCCGCGCCGACCGCGCCGCCAUGUUCUGCCAGGCCGUGCCGCCCGCCUCCCGCUCCCCCCAGGCUGAACGCUUCUGCAAUGCUGUCAGCACCGUUAGGGGAGGGCAGUGA
Messenger RNA from Closterium sp. Naga37s-1, 2061 nucleotides. The record is from the annotation of a GenBank genome assembly. NCBI's taxonomy places the organism in Eukaryota, Viridiplantae, Streptophyta, Zygnematophyceae, Desmidiales, Closteriaceae.